Nerophis lumbriciformis (worm pipefish) is the source of this 1800-nucleotide messenger RNA. RefSeq names its product karyopherin alpha 2 (RAG cohort 1, importin alpha 1) (gene kpna2). The record is from RefSeq and is a predicted model, not a curated record. NCBI's taxonomy places the organism in Eukaryota, Metazoa, Chordata, Actinopteri, Syngnathiformes, Syngnathidae. Gene Ontology annotation, biological process: protein import into nucleus. Gene Ontology annotation, molecular function: nuclear import signal receptor activity; protein binding. Gene Ontology annotation, cellular component: cytoplasm.
CUCACUCUUUUCUCCACCAGCCGGAACUGCUUUAUAACAUCAACUUUUUUCCUGCCGACGAGCUUCUUUUGACACUUGGGAGGAGGCAAAAAUGUCCGAGAACGCCGAACGUCUGAAUAAGUUCAAGAACAAAGGCAAAGAUGUGAAUGAGCUUCGACGCAGGAGGGUGAUGGUCUCCGUCGAACUCCGCAAAGCCAAGAAAGAUGACCAAAUGUUCAAAAGAAGGAACGUGAGUGAGCUUCCCGAGGACGCCACCUCCCCUCUCCAGGAGAAGAACCAAAACAAGCAGACAUCGGGUCAAUGGAGUGUUGCAGAGAUCCUCACUGGCGUGAACAGCGGCAACAUGGAGACCCAGCUCCAGGCAACACAAGCAGCGCGCAAACUGCUGUCACGGGAGAAGCAUCCCCCCAUCUGCCAGAUCAUCAGUGCGGGUCUUAUCUCCAAGUUUGUGUCCUUCCUGGGGCUGUCCUCGUGCCCUCCCAUCCAGUUCGAGGCUUCCUGGGCACUGACCAACAUUGCCUCUGGGACGUCCGACCAGACGGCCGCCGUGGUCGAGGGCGGAGCCAUCCCCGCCUUCAUCCGCCUGAUCAUUUCCCCUCACCAGCACAUCAGUGAGCAGGCCGUCUGGGCUCUUGGAAACAUUGCAGGUGAUGGAUCAGCUAUGAGGGACAUGGUGAUCAAGUAUGGAGCUGUGGCCCCCCUUCUGAGUCUGAUCACAGUUCCAGACCUUUCUCUAUUAAGUUCGGCUUACCUGAGAAAUGUGGCGUGGACCGUGUCCAACCUGUGCCGCAACAAGAACCCGUCCCCUCCUAUAAGUACCAUCCAGCAGCUCCUCCCCGCCCUCAUCCGUCUCCUCCACCACGUCGACAAGGAGGUGAUGACGGACGCCUGCUGGGGCGUGUCCUACCUGACCGACGGCACCAAUGACCGCAUCGAGGUGGUGGUCCAAGCGGGUCUGGUGCCUCGCCUGGUGCAACUGCUGGGCUGCGGAGAGAUCUCUGUGUUGACCGCCUCCCUGCGUGCCAUCGGUAACAUCGUGACGGGCACAGACGAGCAGACUCAGGCGGUGCUCAAUGCCGGGGUCCUGGCCAUGUUUCCCCCGUUACUGUGCCACAACAAGGCCAACAUUCAGAAGGAGGCCGCCUGGACUUUAUCCAACAUCACUGCGGGAAAAGAGAGCCAGAUCCAGGAGGUCAUGGAUGCAGGCCUGGUUCCACAUUUGGUCAACGUGCUGAUCAGGGGUGACUACAAAACCCAGAAGGAGGCCGUGUGGGCAGUUACAAACUUCACCAGCGGGGGCACUGUGGAGCAGGUGGUGCACCUGGUGCAGUGCAAUGUGCUGGAGCCUCUUCUCACCCUGCUCUCCUCCAAGGACAGCAAGACUGUCCUGGUCAUCUUGGACGCCAUCACCAACAUAUUCUUGGCUGGUGACAAAAUCGACGAGUCUGACAAGUUGGCCCUGAUGAUCGAAGAAUGCGGCGGACUGGACCACAUUGAAGCGCUGCAGUCUCACGAGAACGAGACCAUCUACAAAGCCGCCCUCAACCUGAUCGAGAAGUACUUCUCUGAAGAGGACGAGGAGCUGCAGAGCGUGGCCCCCGAAGCAAACGCUGAUGGUUACGCCUUCCAAAUGGGUGAAAGCCAGAGCACUUUCAAUUUCUAAAUCAACUUCUUCCAGUCUUCAUGUGUCGUGUUGUCACUGUUCUGCUUUUUUUCCUCGUUCAUGUCCAUGUUGUAUGUAGUGUACAUACCAUCUAUCACUUGAUGAACCACUCAUGUAAAUAAAUCUGUUGGAUUGUG